This is a messenger RNA of Anopheles coustani, 1548 nucleotides long. RefSeq lists its product as uncharacterized. Lineage: Eukaryota; Metazoa; Arthropoda; Insecta; Diptera; Culicidae. The coding region runs from base 1 to 1548 and encodes 515 amino acids. The record is from RefSeq and is a predicted model, not a curated record. The transcript is spliced from 7 exons.
AUGUUGGAUGAUACGUCCAAUGGGGCUGGGUUUGGAAUGUUACAAAUUCAACAUCAUGACAAUGUGGAAUGCAUCGAAAUCGAGGUAUUGGAGGAAAGCUCGAUGCCACAUACGGGGUGUCCAACACCGCCUCCAGGACCAUCACGUACGUCGACUCCACCACCUCCAGGAGCAUCUCGUACGUCGACUCCACCACCUCCAGGAGCAUCUCGUACGUCGACUCCACCACUUCCCAGAACUCCACCGAACCAGACCAUCGCAAAAAGAAAAAGACGAUGGCAAGAGGCUAACAUAAGCUAUAAUGAAGAAGUGAUGGACACUUUACGAACAGUAGGAUCUGCCACAAUUGAGCUAAUCAACCAUCUCAAAGCUCCAGAUGAGCUCGAAAGUAGGAGUCCCGCUUCUCAGCUGUCGUUGAACGUAUCAAUUGAUGGCCUGCCCCUUCAUAAAAGCACCACCUUGCAGUAUUGGCCGAUAUUAUUCAAUAUUAAUGAGCUACCCCGUGUGCCAGUGAUGGCAGCGGGCAUCUUUUAUGGGUUGUCCAAACCCGAAAAUAUUGAGCAAUAUCUGCGUCCGUUGGUAGAUGAAAUUAAUUUUCUCAUUGAGCACGGAAUCAUCAUCAACGGGAAAAAGUUGUUCGUCAAACUGCGAGCUAUUAUCGCCGACACUCCGGCCAGGUCGUUCGUGAAAGGUACUGUUGGGCAUACCGGCUACGCAGGAUGUAUGAAAUGUGUUGUAGAAGGACAAUACAGUAGAGAAGGUCGUACGGUUGUGUUUCCAGGAGUAGGUGCACCAAAACGAACAGACAAGGGAUUCAGAGAAAAUGCGUACCCGAAACACUGCAAAAUGAUAUCACCACUUUUAGAUCUUAAGGAUUUUGAUAUCAUCAACGAUGUGAUUGUUGCAGAUCGUUUACAUCUGAUAGAUCUUGGGGUCAUGAAACGUUUGCUGAUUGGGUGGCGUGACGGAUCGCUGGGCAAAGUGCGUUGGUCAACUUCGCAAUGUUCGCAGAUUUCGAAGGCGUUAGGCAAUAUUAAACUCCCUGCUGAAAUCCAUCGCCCACUGCGCCCUGUUGUUUAUGCUGGGAAAUGGAAAGGAUCGGAGUUUGCCUCGUUUUUGCACUACGCAAGCAUUGUGGUGUUGAAAGAACAUUUCCCCCAAGAAUGUUACCAGCAUUUUUUGUUGUUAUUUUGUGCAGUAACAAUUCUAUCCUCGCGUGUAUACCGUCCGAUGUGGUCACUUGCCGGACAGAUGCUCGAAAGAUUUGUCACCCAAUAUAGCCAUGUCUAUGGAGAGCGUUAUACAGGGUGCCCGAGCAACGUCCAUAACCUGCAACAUGUGUAUGAAGAGGUGGCUCGUUUAGGUCCGCUUCCAACGCUAUCCACUUAUCCUUUUGAGAAUGAGCUACAGCAUCUCAAGCGUCAACUGCGGAGCGGCUACAAAAAUCUGGAACAAACCAUAAACCGUUUAUCAGAGCUAGAUAAAUUCCAUAUCAUGUUGAAGUUUCUUCAUCAAAAAGCUAGCAACGUGUUUGUCAUCUACUUUUAA